GUUUGAUACAAAUAUAAAAAUAUAACAACAUAAAGUUAAACUUGUAGAUGUAAAUAAACAAAGACUCACAGAGUGCUAGCAGGAAGUUUAUACUCAGAGGAGGUGCUGCUAACAGGAUGAAGAGCUCCGCCUCCUUCCUCUCGCCCCCCCCCUUCCCCUCACCCCGCCCCCCUCCCUCUCCCCUCCUCCUCCUCUCUGAUUGGCUGUCCUGAGCUCGACCUGUCCGUCAAUGUGAGCCCCGCCCCCAAGACUGGACCCCCCCACAUGAAGCCCCGCCCCCUCCAGACAGGAAGGAAGAGGAACUCAAAGGUGGUUGCCACGGUAACCCCGGAGCCUCACAUCCCACGGAGCAUUGAUGCGUUGCCUCAGCAGCCAACCAGCAGCCAGAGGAAGAGGAGAGGUGGUCGCCAUGGUGGAUCCCCCUCACAGAGGGCGGAGCUUCCUCCCACGUCGUCCAAUGAGGAUUCAGGAUGUCUGGAGGAGGCGGAGCUACACAGCACACUGGCCCUGAGGGCGGAGCUUCAGUCACUGCAGGGGGCGGAGUUUAACUCCCAGAAGGCCGUUCAGGAGACUCUACGGAAAUCAGAGAGGACCAAAAACCUGAUCAACAGCAAAGCUACUGAAG
Messenger RNA from Scomber scombrus (Atlantic mackerel), 625 nucleotides. RefSeq names its product protein phosphatase 1, regulatory subunit 35 (gene ppp1r35). The annotation marks the transcript as partial. Lineage: Eukaryota; Metazoa; Chordata; Actinopteri; Scombriformes; Scombridae. Gene Ontology annotation, molecular function: phosphatase binding. Gene Ontology annotation, biological process: negative regulation of phosphatase activity. The transcript is spliced from 5 exons. The record is from RefSeq and is a predicted model, not a curated record.